This is a messenger RNA of Diachasmimorpha longicaudata, 9875 nucleotides long. RefSeq lists its product as uncharacterized. The record is from RefSeq and is a predicted model, not a curated record. The transcript has 4 exons. Gene Ontology annotation, cellular component: transcription factor TFIID complex. Gene Ontology annotation, biological process: RNA polymerase II preinitiation complex assembly; transcription by RNA polymerase II. NCBI's taxonomy places the organism in Eukaryota, Metazoa, Arthropoda, Insecta, Hymenoptera, Braconidae. The coding region runs from base 497 to 8983 and encodes 2828 amino acids. Gene Ontology annotation, molecular function: histone acetyltransferase activity; TBP-class protein binding; RNA polymerase II general transcription initiation factor binding.
AAACGACAACUAUUUGGCGUCUGAUUUUAUCGUUUGGAGAAAUGACGCCCUGUUACCGAACAAUUGCACAGUUCGAUAACUGGGGCGGUAUCGGGGCAUCAAAAUGCCUGAUUUUUCUGUACGACAACGAGAUUUGAGGCGGAGAAAAAUUAUUUCAACGGAGGAUUGCGAUGUCUUGGAGAUGAAAAUGUUUUUUUGAGUAUUUCUUCAGGACAGAUUUUGGUGCGAUAAAAAUGCUAGUUUAAGAAAGAAAACUGAUAUGAAACUCGAAUAUGUCCUGUUAGUGCCCAGAAAAGUGUUUUUUUUUUCAAUCAGCAACAAUUGUUUUUUGUGCGAAAAAUACAGAGUGCGGAAAGAUAAGAAAUUGAGACAACAAUAAACCUAGUACUUCUAAAAAAAUUAUUCCCGAAACACUGUAGAUCCAUUUCUAAGAUCCACCUGAAUGAUGCUUUGGUACAACAAUAAAUAAUAAACAAUAACCGAAACGGGAUGAAUCAUGGGCGAUUUGAACAAAUCCAGUGAGACCAGUUCAUACUUCAGCAGUUUUCUAGCCGACGAUAGCGAAAAUGAGGAAAUUGUCACAGAUCCCAUUCAGGUUGCGGAUGAUGGCGGUCAACAGUUGGCAUCUCCCAGUCAUCCAGCAACCGAUCCCUCCCCAGAAGAUGUUAUCCAAGUUGAACCCAGCACAUCACAUGUCCAACCUGAUUCUGAAGCCAAAUCAUCAGCACACGAGUUCCUGUCUACUGUCGAUGACCUGGAAAAGGUCCUCGAGGUCGACGAUGAGCCUGGAAAACCAGGGAAUGAAUCAUCGGAGCUACCGGACACGAGUUUUGAAACUUCGGAAACAUCUGCAGAUGGUUAUUUGUCGGCGAUGGCUGAGCUGGACAAAGCCCUGGAGAGUGAUGACCAGAUGAAUAAAACAGAAACCACUGAUGACUCGAUGGUGAUAACUGAUGUGCCAGAGCUAUCGCAAGAGGCUGUCGACAUGGUGAUAAGUGAGGAUUGCAAUGCCGAAUAUGAUGCAGAUGAUGAGUUGAAUCGAUCAAGUGAUCAGUUGAUGCCACCGCCUCCAGUACCCGAGCGACCGAUUCAGAUCGUUGAACAGCUGGUGAUUCCUGAACCGACACCAGACAGGCCUCUGGCUAUGGCGAUUCCUGCGAAAUAUGUCGGUGUCAAUGUCAAAAAAAUAUUUCCAAAAUUUCGUCCUAACAAAUCUCUUAGAUUCCUGCAAUUAUUCGAUUCUAUCAACCCCAAGAAAAAUGAAUACUGGGACGGGGUUGCCAGAAAAAGAGAGGAGAAAAAUCGUAUCACUGGUGAUGACACAACCGAUGAUGAAAACCAGGAGCCCAGACCUGGAUGCAGUGGUUGGACGAUGAAUUAUGGCCCAGUUCCAUCAGCCGAUUAUAUUGCAUCAGACGACGAAGAAAAAUUGCUGGAUAUAUCGAGGGUUGAUCAGCCGGUAGAACCGGAACCACCGAGUGUACCUGCUUGGCGUCAUGGACCAGGAAAAAAAUGGUUCGACUGGAUGGGUGUACCCGAAUCUGGUGAGGGUUUUGAUUAUGGAAUGAAACUCGCACCGAAAGAAAAGUCCUCCGAGCAUGAAGCAGGAGGAUCACAAGAUGAUGAUGAUAAAUAUCCGGAUGAUGCUUUCUCGAUGGUUUCUCAAUUGUCGUGGGAAAACGAUGUCAUCUGGGAUGGAUCCGAGCGUAGGUGGAAGGACAAGCCCGCUAAAACGGGGUAUGUAGGAUUUGUGCCUAGCGGGGCUCAGAGAACUAUUCCGCUAUCUCAAUAUCGUUCACCAUCUUUCAUACAUGUGCACAAUCAAAAACUAAAAGAGGACGCUAAGAAUAAAGCUAAGGAUAAGGAUAAGGAUAAGGAUAAAGCUAAGGAUAAGGAUGAGAAUAAGGAUAAGAAUAAGGAUAAGGGUAAGGGUAAGGGUAAGGGUAAGGGUAAAGGUAAAGGUAAAGGUAAAAAUAACCGUCAGAAAUCGGGCAAGAACCAGCAGAAUAAAAAACAGAAUGAGGAGGAAAAUCAAGGCGAGGAUCAGCAGAAUAAGGAGCAAGAUCAGGGUGAGAAUAAGGACGAGGAUCAGCAGAAUAAGGAUCAGAAUCAAGGCGAGGAUCAGCAGAAUCAGGAGGAGAAUCGAGGUGUGGAUCAACAGAACAACAGUCAGGAUCAGGAUAAAGAUCAGGAUCAGGAUGAGAAUGAGGACCAGCAGGCUAUAAAUGAACCCUACGAUGACACUUUCUACUCGCUAUUUACAAUCGACAAUGAAGAUCUUGUGUACGGAGAUUGGGAGAAGGACGUCAUCUGGGAUGCUGACAACAUGGAGAGAAUCCCAGAGCCGAAAAUCCCUACCAUAUAUCUUGACGACCCAAACGUUGUCUGGAGAAUUCCAGAUGACGAGGAUUCGACUAAGACCACUGAAAAGGAGAGCCCAUCAAAGAAGGUGGGUAAUCAGCCCCACAUGAAGAAGAGCAAACGCUUCCUGAGCGACAUGGGAAUCAUUAACGUUGUGCCCGAAGAGGGGCCUUCACUUUUGCCGCAAGUUCCUGUUGAUGAUCCCUUCAAUAUUUCUAACGAUAUUUACUACAUGCCCAGAACGGUGGAGGCCCGGCGGGAUCCCAACGCUAUUCACCACAGUCUACCUGUAAUGGAGCUUCUACCUCCCUUCAUACCAACGCACCUGACACUGGACCAACGCAGGAACUUCCACAGACCCAAAUUGAGGCGAUUCAGAUUCGGCCCUCUCAUCAAUCCGGAUCCGCACCCUGUCCAGUCUCUGUCUCUGUACAUAUUACGACAGGCCAGGAGACGAGCUGAGAUGAGAACGUCCCUCGGUGAUCGCAACAUCUUCGUCAUGAAGACACCCGAAGAUUUGAGUGGUAAAGAUGGUGACAUUGUACUUGUUGAAUUCUCGGAGGAGCAUCCACCGUUGAUGAAUCAGGUUGGCAUGUGUUCAAAAAUAAAAAAUUACUAUAAACGAAAUCCUGACAAACAUCCAGAUCGUCCUCCGCGGUAUAAAUACGGUGAGACUGUCUACGCCCCGACAACUCCAUUUCUGGGGGUCAUGACACCAGGACAGAGUAUUCAGGCGAUUGAAAAUAACAUGUACCGAGCACCAAUUUACGAACACGAGGUACCUCAGACUGAUUUUUUGGUAAUUCGAACACGAAAGCAAUACUAUAUAAGGGAAAUCAAUGGUUUGUUCCUGGCUGGGCAGCAGUGUCCACUUCAGGAAGUCCCUCCACCGACAUCAAAGAAAGUUGUUAGAUUUAUGAAAAAGUUUAUUCAAGUCUUCAUCAAUGGGGUUUUUCGAAAUUGUCGAGGUGCUAAACAAAUUCAAAUGGAGGACCUUAAAAGGGCAUUUCCAGGUCACAGUGAAGCUGCUCUCCGGAAUCAACUAGCUGCAUGUGCAUUCUAUGACAGGGUAUACAGCAACUACUUGGGCUACAACCACUGGAUGAUGACCCCAGGUUUUCCCCUUCCCAGUAGAGACCAAAUUUGCGAGGGUAUCACACCGGAGGAGUGCUGUGCAUAUUUCAGCAUGCUCGCUGGUCAGCAACGAUUGAGAGACGCUGGCUAUGAUGACAAGUGCUGUUCAACUGCUGGAGAUGAUGAUGAUGAUGAUGAUGAUGAUGACAGAGGAAAGGAUGAUGAAGUCUUAGCAGCUCCUUGGAAUACAACACGUGCCUACCUCGAAUUUAAGCGGGGCAAGUGUUUACUCCAAGUGGCGGGUCCUGCUGAUCCUACAGGAUGCGGUCAGGGAAUAUCAUACGUCAGGAUAUCGAAGAAGCCAUCGUGCAAUAAAGAGAAAUACUCGACAAUGCCGAGGGGUCCGGUUAGAGGUACUCCUGGUGAUUUAAGAAAAUUAACUACGUUGGAAGCGCAGGAUAUUCUUGAGACAUUCGGUCUACGAACAGAGGACACAAAAUAUAUGACACGUUGGGAGUUGAUUGAUAUCAUUCGAACUUUUUCAAAUGUGAAAACACACAUUGGUGAGGAAGACACGAUUCAGUUCUCACAAACAUCGAGAAUCGAUGCAAAAGCGUAUAGUGAAAUAUAUAAGGGGGCCUAUCAGAAGGUCUUUCAGCGUGAAAAUCAGAUGCUGUCGUCUGCUGAAGUGUUGUCUAGUGAUCAGGGAGAGACGACGAAUGAUGACAGUUCCGAUAUAGAAGAAAUCAGUAAUUAUAUGAAGUUUUUGUUGGCAAGGGUUCAGAAGGCGCAGCAGAUGACGCGGAGAGGACGAGGGAGCACAAUGUCCAGGGAUGAACGCCGACAAUCUGAAGGUAGUCCGCAAAAAGGGAAAAGGAAGUACAAUGAUGAUGAUUCUCAAAAAUCUGAUAGUAAGGAGCCGAAGGGGAAAAAGAGAUACAGCGGAGACGGUGAUAUGCAAAAAGAUGAUGGUAAAGACCCGGAAGGGAAGAUCAAAGGCAGGAAACAGGAUGAUAGUCCAAGGCCUCGUGGUAGGGACUCAACGGGCUCAAUGAAACGCAAGAAGGAUCAUGAUAACGAAAAAUCUGAUGAUAGGGAGCCGGAAGAGAAAAGGAAGUACAGGGGAGCCGAGGAUAUUCAACAAUCAGGUGAUGGUAAAGAGUCAAAGGGCAAAACGAUAGCCAAAGAAGAUGUUGACACUUCAAAAUCUGAGUCUGGGGAGGCGGAAGGUAAAAGCAAAUACAAGAGAGACGACAAUACUCAGGAAUCUGAUUAUGAUAAGGAGCGAAAGGGCCAAACUCCAACCAAGAAAGGCGAUACACAAAAAUCGGAUUCCAAGGAUCCAAAAGACAAAUCGAAAGCGAAGACAGAUGAUCAUAGUCAGAAAUCUGAUUCUAGGGAGCCAAAAGUUAAAACUCCAGUCAAGAAAGACGGUACAGAAAGACCUGAUUCCAAGGAUCCAAGAGUGAAAACUCCAGACAAGAAAGGCGAUAUACAAAGAUCUGAUUCCAAGGAUCGAAAAGCUAAAACUCCAGACAAGAAAGGCGAUACACAAAGAUCUGAUUCCAAGGAUCGAAAAUUUAAAACUCCAGACAAGAAAGGCGAUACACAAAGACCUGAUUUUAGGGAGCCAAAAGUUAAAUCUCCUGUCAAGAAAGACGGUACACAAAGAUCGGAUUCCAAGGAUCGAAAAGUUAAAACUCCAGACAAGAAAGGCGAUACACAAAAACCUGAUUUUAGGGAGCCAAAAGUUAAAUCUCCAACCAAGAAAGGCGAAACACUAAAACCUGAUUCCCAGGAUCCAAAAGGCAAAUCCAAAGCCCAGACAGAUGAUCAUCCUCUAAAACCUGAUUCUAGGGAGCCGAAAGGUAAAAGUAAAUCCACGACAGACGACAAUACUCAAAAACCUGAUUAUGAUAAGGAGCCAAAGGGCAAGACUCCAACCAAGAAAGACGGUACACAAAGACCUGAUUCCAAGGAUCUAAAAGUUAAAACUCCAGACAAGAAAGGCGAUACACAAAGAUCUGAUUCCAAGGAUCGAAAAGUUAAAACUCCAGACAAGAAAGGCGAUACACAAAAAUCUGAUUUUAGGGAGCCAAAAGUUAAAUCUCCUGUCAAGAAAGACGGUACACAAAGAUCUGAUUCCAAGGAUCGAAAAGUUAAAACUCCAGUCAAGAAAGACGGUAUAGAAAGACCUGAUUCCAAGGAUCCAAGAGUGAAAACUCCAGACAAGAAAGGCGAUACACAAAAAUCUGAUUUUAGGGAGUCAAAAGUUAAAACUCCAGUCAAGAAAGACGGGACACAAAGACCUGAUUCUAAGGAGUCAAAAGUUAAAACUCCAGACAAGAAAGGCGAUACACAAAAACCUGAUUGUAGGGAGCCAAAAGUUAAAUCUCCAACGAAGAAAGGCGACACACAAAAACCUGAUUUUAGGGAGCCAAAAGUUAAAACUCCAGUCAAGAAAGACGGUACACAAAGGCCUGAUUCCAAGGAUCCAAAAGUUAAAACUCCAGACAAGAAAGGCGAUACACAAAGACCUCAUUCCAAGGAUCCAAAAGUUAAAACUCCAGAAAAGAAAGACGGUUCACAAAAACCUGAUUCCCAGGAUCCAAAGGUUAAAACUCCAGUCAAAAAAGACGGUACACAAAGACCUGAUUCCAAGGAUCCAAAAGUUAAAACUCCAGUCAAAAAAGACGGUACACAAACACCUGAUUCCAAGGAUCCAAAAGUUAAAACUGCAGACAAGAAAGACGGUACACAAAAGCCUGAUUCCCAGGAUCCAAAAGGCAAAUCGAAAGCCCAGACAGAUGAUCAUCCUCCAAAAUCUGACUUUAAGAAGCCAAGAGGUACAACUCCAGUCAAGAAAGUCAGUACACAACCACCUGAUUCCAAGGAUCCAAAAGCCAAAUCGAAAGCGAAGACAGAUGAUGACACUCGAAAACCUCAUUCUAAGGAGUUAACAGGCAAACGCAAAUACAAAACAGACGACGAUACACCAAACUCUGCUGACGAUAAGCAGCCAAAGAGCAAAAUUCAAGCCAAGAAGGAUUAUCACACCCAAAAACCUGAUGCCGAGGAUCCAAAAGGUAAAGGCAAAGGAGCCAACAAAGAUGAUACCGAGACGUCUGACGAUGAGAAGCCAAAAAGAAAACGAAAACUCCAGAAAGUGCGGCGGGGAACGCAAGGUCAGUCCAGCAAAGGCCGAUCAAUCAAGACCUUGAAGAUUCAUCGUACAUUCCGAGAUGGCAAUGGGAGGACAUACACUCGGGUAGAAAUAGUACGAAACCCCGCAGUUAUCAACAAAUACGUUAAGCUCAGGACUUCCCACAGUCAAAACUUCGCGAGACUUUAUUCAAGACUCACUGACGAGCAGACGAAGCAGAUGAUCCGAGAUAAGAGGAGACUCAAGAUGGAGUGGAGACGUAGUAAAAAGGCCAAAGAAGCGAACACGUCACUGGCCAGUACUGCUGAUAGCAAUGUUUCGGCUAUCGCCCCCCAUGACACCAGUCUCCAUAGCUCUCAUGUUGUGUCCACCAGCAGUCUUCCAUCAAGUUCUCCUUCCGCUUCUGAGAGUGCUCCAUGUCGCACGCCUGAGGGGUCUCCAUGGAAGCCUUCAAAGAGAAACGCACAAUCAGAGACCAAGUUCAAAUGUGGUGCUUGUGGGAUUGUUGGUCAUAUCAGGACGAAUAAGGUGUGUCCCCUUCAUCCGCGAAGUAUAAAUCCUAGUUCAGCUCCGAUGGUCUUGAUGAAGUCGGCAAUGAUGGGGAAGAAGAAGACUACUCCGCGGAAAGCUAGGAAUGUACAGAUCGUCGAUCCUGGGGAUGUACCGCCGCCUGUUGAUCCUGGGAAUGUGCAGCCUGUCGAUCCUGGGAAUGUCCAGCCUGUUGAUCCUGUGAAUGUACAGCCUGUCGAUCCUGUGAAUGUACAGCCGCCUGUGGAUCCUGAAAAUGUCCAGCCUGUCGAUCCUGGAAAUGUCCAGCCUGUCGAUCCUGUGAAUGUACAGCCGCCUGUGGAUCCUGAAAAUGUCCAGCCUCUCGAUCCUGAAAAUGUCCAGCCUGUGGAUCCUGAAAAUGUACAGCCUGUGGAUCCUGAAAAUGUACAGCCUGUCGAUCCUGGGAAUGUCCAGCCCGGCUAUCCUGGGAUUCUGGAGGUCAUAUUAUCUUCCCCAAUGCUCAAGACGCCCGAGAAAGACUGUAAACGUUUGCGCCCUAUAGGAUUAUUCCGCACAAGUCCACCGAAACCGGCAGAACAAAAAUCUCCUCCUCCUACUCCUCGUCCUCCUCUCCAGCCGAUCCGCACUCCUCCAGAUAUCGAAAUAUCGUUCAUCUUCGAGCGAAUUUUAUACGAACUCCUUGAUAUCCCCGAAGCUCGUAUGUUCAUGAACUUAGAUCCAGCAACUGCUGCAGAAUACUUCGCACAUCUCGAAACUCCGGUUACUAUCGACGGCAUUUUUCGCGCAGUUCGACAUCAAAAAUGUCAAUUCAGAGACGAUUUCCUGUAUUACUUUGAAGAACUUGCUGAGAAUACCUCUUUGCUCUACGGUGAUGACAGCCCUGCUGCGGAUACUGCCAGGACAAUUCUCGAUAUGUGUAAACAAAAACUCCAAGAAAAUGGACGUACACUGGAGAAACUAGAAAAACUGAUGGAUGGAACUACAGGGUACAAUAGCCAACUUUUACUAUCAGUCAUCCUCACGCUUAUUCUCGAUAACAAACUGAAAGUUUCCGACGAAGCCUGGCCCUUUCUCGAAGGGGGCUAUGGACCUUUCCAGCACGACGACGAAUCUAUCGAAAAACCGCUGAACCUUUCGGAAAUGAGUAACAAAAUUGUACAACACUUAUACAGAAGUCGUUUCGAUUUCUUAGAAGAUAUGCUGAACAUUCGACAUAAAUGUGCCAAGUACAUAGGAGAAGAGUCUCUGUUCACGACACUUGCAGACGUUCUGUUGGAGAAAUGUAUAAAGGAAUUGCAUCAAUAUGAUCUUGAUCUCAUUCCCCUGGAAGCUGAGCUGGCGGAAGUAACAAGAAGACAGGAACUAGCCUUGUUACAGGCUUCUAUUGGUGCUAAUGAUAGAACUAAUGAACCAGCACGUGACACUCCUAGGAGUCCAACUCAACUCAAUAUGAAAGACGUUCAGGAACAGUAUGAGCAGGUGUUAAGAAGACAAUCCCACCAAGCUAUAUCAUCUAUCGAUCAGCCGGGACCUUCUUGGAGGUUGACGCCUGCUGAGAUUAGUGAAAAGAUCCUUGCGACGGUUGUAUCUAAUAAUGACAUUGAAGGAGCCAUGAUAACGAUGGCUGAUGAAGGAUCCAGCUCGGGGGUUAUUGGGAAUCAGGGGGAACAACCAGUGCUGGCUGCGACUGAUUUCGAUAUGUCGGAGUUUUUGAAUUUUGCCCGAAUAGCAGGGGAAAGACCGACCAGUGGUGGAGGUGGUGAUGCUUCAAUUCAGCCUGGAGGUCAUCAAAUGCCGGAGGAUAUGCCCGGACCGUCCAAUACGCAGGUGUCAAGUGUGAGGGAUAUUAAUCAAACUGAUGAUGAUGAUGAUUAGCUCAAAUUUUUAACGCAAAGGAACAUUUCCAAAACGCAACCUUGUAGGGGUUUUUAUUUUUAUUUAUGACGUAGCUGUUGUUUUUAUUGUAUUUUCUGGUCAGAGAGAAAGAAUUUUUAAAUUCAUAUACAUAUUUAUUGUGUGGUAAUGAUCGGAGUUCAGGUAGAAAGAAUUAAACAACGGAAGUUAAUGGUUUUUUAAGGGAAUUUGAUGUUUUUUAAUUAUGAUGUUGAAUAAAAUUGUUGUAGCCUCUGGGUGAGUUUGAUCAGUUUUUAGUAGUGGUAAAGGUUUGCGUCUGGAAAAAUUCCCGGUUAAUGUUAUUUAUGUCGCUUAUCAUUUGAUUUUUAAUGUACCGAUCUAGAUAGUUUUUAGCGGACAUGUUGUUAGCAUAAGAUAUGACAAAAUUAUAGAUAUUUUUCAAAAACUAGAAUACAUUUUCAAAGAACUUUAACAAAAAUUCUGAAUUUUUCGACUCCAUUUUUAUAUCUAUCUACAAUAUAAGAUAUAUUAUGGAUGACGUAAUAUACAUUAUAUACCAUAAGCAUAUGAUCUAUUAUAUAAGAAUGAGUUCAUGACAUUAAAUCUUUGUUGACAUAAGUAUUGAAAUGAAAUGAUGAAAAUGAAAUAUUCAUUAAACAAUUACCGAUGAAUUAUCGAAGUCUUUGUACUUAAAAUCUGAAUUAUAAUGAUCGCGCUAAUUAGGUAGAUCUGUGAAGUCACAAAGUCGAUCGUCGAUGAAUGUCACACAUGGAUGAGUCAAGGACAGAAUUUGUAAGAAGAAAAUAUUGUAAUAAAUUUCCAUUAAGUAUUGGCUUUACGUAAUAACAUAAAGAAAUUCGCUGCUGUACGUGCCAGCUGAAAGCAAUAAAUCAUCAUUUUUAUAGAUUCUUAA